AUGGGGACAGAGGGACCUAAGCUACCUCUACCCCCAAGGGAGAAGCGAGGACACAAUCGGUGGCACUGGACAACAGUGGAAGGAGUGGUGAAGGUGGCCCUCACAUUCACCGGCAUCUUGGGUGAGCUCUUCUACCCCCCGGGGGUGAACAGGACGAGGCUGGUGGAUUGGGAGGCCCCGCAGCGGCCGUUUCUGUUCAAGGAGAGCUGGCAGCACAUCACCAUGUACUCCUUCUUUAUGCUCAGUGGGGUGGUGGACAUCGUCAGCCAGAGGCAUCUGGCGCGGCAGAACGAGAGGCUGGAGCAGGCAGCCGAGGCCCUGGCCUUCUACAUGGUGGUGCUGCUCAUGGCCACGCACAUUGAGAACAGGGGCAGCGUGGAGGUCCGCGUGCACCAGCUGUUCAUGCUGCCCACCUUCCUGGUAGCCCUGGUGCUCAGCAUCGAGGUCUGGGUCCCCAGCCAGCCCACACUCUGGGUGCUCAAGACCUGGAUGGGGCUGGUGCUCAGCAGCUGGCUGCUGCAGCUGUGUGUGGUGCUGUACACUCCGCCCUCCGGACAGCACUGGCGGGGAGACAGCACCGAGGACAUGGCCUUCCUCACCACCUUCUUCUGCUGGCACCUGGGCUUGAUGGCCCUGCUGCUGGCCGCCGUCUACGGGCUCUGCAGCCUCUGGCUUCGUCACUGCUCCUCCGGGGUGGGAUCCCUGGGCCCCAGGUACAAGAUGUGCCCCACCGAAUCCAGCAACGAGGAACUACAGAGGCUCCAGGAGGAGGAGGAGGAGCUGCAGAACGGAGGUGUCUAGGUACAGAAACUGCUUUGUGCGUUGUCUUUUGUAACGCGCUUCAGCGGCGCCUGCUGCGCAGAUGGCUUGGAAACGCUCCGGGGUCCAGAGAGCGGCUUUCUGUCUGGUGUUCUCAAAUAAACCUUGCGGCUCCAAGGAAGCCUUCUACGCA
Octodon degus (degu) is the source of this 952-nucleotide messenger RNA. Its product is annotated as transmembrane epididymal protein 1A-like. The transcript has a single exon. The record is from RefSeq and is a predicted model, not a curated record. Lineage: Eukaryota; Metazoa; Chordata; Mammalia; Rodentia; Octodontidae. The coding region runs from base 1 to 801 and encodes 266 amino acids.